Molecule: messenger RNA, 1097 nt
Organism: Grammomys surdaster
Lineage: Eukaryota; Metazoa; Chordata; Mammalia; Rodentia; Muridae
Product: histone H2A type 1-B/E
Exons: 1
Coding region: 16-408 (130 amino acids)
Cellular component (GO): nucleosome
Molecular function (GO): protein heterodimerization activity; DNA binding; structural constituent of chromatin
Source: RefSeq, a predicted model, not a curated record
AUCAUUUCUACUUCCAUGUCUGGACGCGGUAAGCAGGGUGGCAAGGCUCGUGCCAAGGCCAAGACCCGCUCCUCCCGGGCCGGCCUACAGUUCCCCGUGGGCCGCGUGCACAGGCUGCUCCGCAAGGGCAACUACUCUGAGCGGGUGGGCGCCGGCGCCCCGGUGUACCUGGCGGCCGUGCUGGAGUACCUGACGGCUGAGAUCCUGGAGCUGGCGGGCAACGCGGCUCGCGACAACAAGAAGACGCGCAUCAUCCCGCGCCACCUUCAGCUGGCCAUCCGCAACGACGAGGAGCUCAACAAGCUACUGGGCCGCGUCACCAUCGCGCAGGGCGGCGUCCUGCCCAACAUCCAGGCCGUGCUGCUGCCCAAGAAAACCGAGAGCCACCACAAGGCCAAGGGAAAAUAAUGUCUUCUUGAGCAUGAAUUGAAAACAAAGGCUCUUUUCAGAGCCAUCCACUUAUUCCAACAAAGUGCUGAAAAUACUGUAAGCUUGAAGUAGAUUUACAUGUCCUAAGGUUUGUCUUUAAUACUCAAUAGCAUAAAGAAAUGAACAGUAAAGGAAGGGUUCGAUUAUUUUAAGUUGGUCAUUUUGCCUACGAGUUAAUUGUUCUGGUCUGUAUAUGUGUGCAUAUGAACAACGGGACCAUCAGGUUGCCUUUCUGCCAAGGGUAUCAAGGAAGAAUUGGCAUGAAACACCAGAUUUGUGAUAAUUUGGCAACGUGGUUAGUAUAUAUGUUGGUAUGCACAUAAUCUGACAACAGCAUAGGUAAAAUGAGCCAAAAAUAUGAAAAGAACAAAAAGAAAAGCCCUGUCAAUAACUUAAUGAGGGGUUGCUUUUGGUUUUUCAUUGCUUUGUUGAUUGUCUUCUAGUCAAGGUCUUACUAUGUAGCCCUGGUUGUCUUGGAACUCAUUGAAUUAUCCAGACUGGCUUCGACCUCACAGAGAUCCUGCCUCUACCUCCCUAUUGCUAAGCUUAAAGGCAAGGACAACUAUGCCCAGCCAAUGGAGGGUUUGGAGCUUUUAGUCCUCAGAAAAAACUAAGGACUCAAAGCCAGUAUUCAUUAAAAAUAAAAUGGACUUGAUUUGUUUUAAUUA